CUGAAAAAAUGUUUGCCUGAAAGGGUCCACUACCACAGUUUUUACGUCUCAAAGACUGAAGUGCCCCACUUACUUAUGUCAGAGGCUAAUGGUUUAUGCCACUCCGACUGGUGAGCUGCUGUUUCUUGUCUUCUUAUUGUGGCUUUUACCUCUAUCACUGCUGUGCCUGAAUUGCACCCUGACAGUUUUCCUUUGCCAGCUCUCAUCCCUUUCCUCCUGGCCACACGGGUGGAUUCCUGGGUGUGAGGACUGUGCGUGGCUGUUCAUUCUAUGCAGCCACUCCGGUGAGCUGUGAGUGAGGGUGGAGACAUGGGGCCGAGGACUGCGCUGGCCAUGCAGUGUGGACGUGUGCAUGCGUGUUCCUUUUCUAGGGAGCAGGAAAACAGCCGCAGAGCCCUGGACUCUUCAUGCGGCCUGUUAAAGAUGCACCUGAGACCGUUAUAAGCAGACACUGAAAUGCCUGGACAGUUUCUGGGUUUUCUAGCCACUCUUCCAGCCUUUGCCACUCCCUGCUGGGUCCGGGUGGUAUGAUACUCAGAGGGACACCUUGAUCACAGCUGCUCUUUGGCCGGAGACAUCCGCCCGAGAUCGUGUCUGCCGCUCAGGAUGGCCAGUCAGCUGCCCGAGGACCCUGCCGAGGCGCAGGUCUCCGACGAGCUGGAGUGCAAGAUUUGUUACAAUCGGUACAACCUGAAGCAGAGGAAGCCCAAAGUGCUGGAGUGUUGUCACAGGGUCUGUGCCAAAUGCCUCUACAAGAUCCUAGACUUCGGGGACUCCCCGCAGGGUGUCAUCGUGUGCCCAUUCUGCAGGUUCGAGACCUGCCUGCCAGACGAUGAAGUCAGUAGCCUGCCCGACGACAACAACAUCCUGGUAAAUUUGACUUGUGGAGGCAAAGGGAAGAAGUGCCUGCCGGAGAACCCCACCGAGCUGCUGCUGACCCCCAAGAGGCUGGCCUCCCUCGUCAGCCCUUCCCACACGUCUUCCAACUGCCUGGUCAUAACCAUCAUGGAGGUGCAGCGAGAGAGCUCCACGUCUCUGAGCUCCACUCCCGUGGUUGAAUUUUACAGGCCUGCCAGUUUUGACUCGGUCACCACCGUGCCCCACAGCUGGACUGUGUGGAACUGCACGUCCCUACUGUUCCAGACCUCCAUCCGGGUGUUAGUAUGGCUGCUGGGCUUGCUGUACUUCAGCUCCUUACCCUUGGGUAUCUACCUGCUGGUGUCCAAAAAGGUCACCCUCGGGGUUGUCUUUGUCAGCCUCGUCCCUUCCAGCCUUGUCAUCCUCAUGGUCUAUGGUUUUUGCCAAUGCGUUUGUCACGAAUUUCUGGAUUGUAUGGCGCUUCCUUCUUAAAGCAGUGUGCAAAUAGAAAGCUGACGCAUUGCCGUGUUCAAAGUUAGGUGAUUUAUAAUUUAUAGAAGUUACUUUUUAAAAUGUUCUUUAUGAUUAGCAUCCAGGGCAUCAAGAAAGGCCUUGGCCAUAUGUUUCUGGUCUGUUCUCCCCCAGGUACUAGCUUGUUGGGUGAAAACAGUUCGUGCUUAGGAGUUAGCAAAGGAGCAGAGCUGUGUGAGCUCAGUCUUUGCGGGGGCUCUGACAGCCCAGAGACUUCCUCGGGCAGGGGCAGGAUUUCCCACCGCCCCUUGAGAUGGCCCCAGAGUGAGGUGCACUGUGCUGGAGCAGAGGUCUUUGUGCAGAUUAGGGAUGAGCUGUUCCUCCUUUCCCAGCCAGAGAGUCUACAGGGGGGUGGGCACGGGGGCAGGGGGGGAGCUGAGCCACUCCCCAAGUUUGCAGUCUGUGUCCCCACACUCUGGGUGUUAGAGCCUUGAUCUUAUUUAGGUGCUUUCUCUCUUAAGGUAAUGUCACUCUGAGGUCUGCCGCUCCGCAGAGACGCCUCCCCCUCUGGGUGUUCUCUCCUGCCAAAGGGAUGGUAGGCCUGUUCCUUUGGGUGAUCUCCUUGAAUUCCUGUUUUGCCACAUCACUAAAGAGUGCAGAAAGCAUUGAGGAAUUUACGUCAAAGUAGGCGUCAUGGCAGAACAAGGCAGUUUGUCUUCCUUCAUGUUUAUUUCCCUCUUCUCAAGAAGAACAGAAGACAAUGGACUAUGGUAGAACAGUUACUGUUCAUAGGAACUUCCAUUUGGGUCGUUCCUUAAAACAUCUUAGUGUUGCUUUGUUUUUAACUAACUGGCUCAGUCAGCCCCACCCCUAGCCCAACCAAUAAGUUCCAUGUAAACUAGCUGCUGCAAAUUCCUAGUUUGAAAUAUUUUAUUAGGAUUUAUUUAACUUAGUCCUGUAACAACUGGGGAUGAAUUGUGGCAGUGGAAACCCAGAAACGGUUAGCAAGGUGCUGUAGCUAAUGGUUUGAAGUUCUGAGCACUUAAAGCUUUUCGUUAUAUUUGUUGAGUUAUGUACAAAACUGCAUGCUGUGGAAAGAAGUCCAGGCAGGCAGAGGCCAGGGCCAUGUGAAACUGUGCCCUGCUCGAAAGGGCCUUCAAGUGUGAGAAGUAGAGGCAGCAGAGAGCAAUUUAAGCAUAUUGUUAGCCCGGCUGUAGCUGAGUCAGUUUGGGAGUAGAUUGCAGUUCUUAAUUUUAUUUCGAAUAAAAGCAUAAACUGUGUGACUUGAGCUAAUGGACUUCUUUUUGAGGACGUAGGGGAAGUUGAAUGUAUAUAGUUACGAGAAGAAAUUGUCCAGCAGAUUUUAGGUUUGAGAGAAUAGAAUGUUCACAGAAACUAGGGAACAAAAGCUUUUAGUCUCUAAAACCCAUUACUAAUGAUUAACAUUCAAAUAUUUGUAACUCUUAGAAAAGGGCAUCCCGGAGCGUACUUUAACUUGUUUGUAAUAAAGUAUUUGUUGCGUGAAAUAGUCACAGUGGACCAAUUCCUAUCUCCUCAUGGAGGAGAGAUUGAUAUUUAUCUUAAAUAGCAAGUUCAUUUUAUUUGUAUAAAUACUAACUUUGAUAACAUGUAUGCCAUGAUAAGUAUGAAGGUAAAGUUUAUGUGGGGUAUGGGCUAAGAAAUUUAAGCCCCAAGAUAUGCUAACCAUGUUUAUGAGUCCAUAAAAUCUAGUUUUGGUAGCAUUGUGAAUGCAAUUUCCAGAAUUCCAUUUGUACUUUGAGUAAAUAUAAUGUUUAGGAGAUGUUUUGUGGUUUGGAUUUAUAUAUUUAUAAGGUUUUUUAAAAAAUGCCUCAUUUUGUCUGAAAUGGAACAUUGAGGAAAUUGGUGAGCUAUAUGGUGGGAUUUCCAGAAAGCUCUGGAUAUGGGUACCACGUGUUUUACUUAUUUGUAUAAAGUCUGCUGUGCUAACUGUGUGUAUCUGUGUAUCACAGUGGUCUUUUUCUUUAGUUUCUAGUAAAUUGGCCUGGUUUUAAAGAGUUUUAAGUGUAUAAAAAAAAUAACAAAAACCCUCUUUGUGCUAUUGAAUGAAAAAAGGGCAAUGCUUUAAUAUUUUAUUCACUGUGAUAAUGCUUUGUUUGUCUAUUAAAUUAACUGGAGGUUUGACUUCUCUGA
Molecule: messenger RNA, 3501 nt
Organism: Cavia porcellus (domestic guinea pig)
Lineage: Eukaryota; Metazoa; Chordata; Mammalia; Rodentia; Caviidae
Gene: Rnf182
Product: ring finger protein 182
Exons: 2
Coding region: 607-1350 (247 amino acids)
Biological process (GO): protein ubiquitination
Cellular component (GO): cytoplasm
Molecular function (GO): ubiquitin-protein transferase activity
Source: RefSeq, a predicted model, not a curated record